Messenger RNA from Paramuricea clavata, 2004 nucleotides. The record is from the annotation of a GenBank genome assembly. NCBI's taxonomy places the organism in Eukaryota, Metazoa, Cnidaria, Anthozoa, Malacalcyonacea, Plexauridae.
AUGGCAUACACAAAAUUAACAUCGGAGCAACUGAAUAUUUUAAAUUUUGCCACAACUGGCCACAACGUUUGCAUAUUUGGCAGAGCUGGCGUUGGAAACACAACGGUGGUACAAAAGAUCAGAUCAAAGUUGACUGAAGAAGGAAAGAAAUGCCAGAUUGUUUGUGCAAGUGGAAUAGCCUGCGAAGAGUACAAUGGGGUGGUGAAAACUGUCCACUCUCACUACAGAUUGCAAACGGCUGAAUUGCCACAAUAUAAGUUACUAGAGCGUUGCCUUGAGCGGGGGAACAUCAUUGAGCAGAUUAAAAACAUUGACGUGUUAAUUUGGGACGAAAUUUCUAUGUCAAGUCGACGUCUAUUUAACCUGGUAAAUCUGUUGCACCAGGAAAUAUCAAGCAACCCCUUUCCAUUUGGCGGGCUUCAAGUCAUACUGGUCGGAGAUUUCUGGCAACUAAAACCAAUUAAGAGUGUGGUAGAUAAUGGAGACCCAGUGUAUGAAUCAGAGUUGUUCGGAGAAGUGUUUCCGCAUAGGUUUGAGCUAACCAAAAUUUUACGGCAAGAGGAAUCAGAAGUGAAGUUCAAAGAAGCUUUGAAUAUGAUAAGAAGUGGCAGGUGCGACGACGAAACUGAACGCUAUUUUUCCAUUUUAUCUGGAGAGUUUCCUUCCAGUUCUGACAGUCUACCAACAUCGUUAACACAUAUAUAUUUCAAGAGGCUUCCUGUCGAAGUGCAUAAUGCAAAUAUCUUAGCUUCUCUUUCCGGCCCAAAGUUAACGUUCAAAAGCUCAGACACAGGAUUUGCCAAAUCGCUCGACAGAACCAUAAGCGCAGUUCUCCAUCUAAAACCAGGAUGUCGAGUCAUGCUCUUAUACAAUGUCAGUCAACAGUUACGAAAUGGAACCUGCGGUGAAUUUGUUGGCGUUGACCCGAAUGGUGAAGCACUGCUGGUGAAUUUUCCAAAGGUUGGCUUGGUUGCAAUACAGCGCAGAAUUUGGUACAAAUAUGACGCAACAGGAAAAGUGAAAGCUAGUUGCACGCAAUUCCCUUUGUCUCUAUGUUACGCAAUCACCACUCACAAAUCACAGGGCUUAACAAUGAAGCGUAUAGUCGUUCACUGUUCACCUGAAUUCAUUCCUGGCCAAACCUACGUCGCAAUUUCCAGGGUUAGACACGCAGAUGACGUCAGGGUCGUAGGGUUCCGCAAGUAUUUUUUGAUGCCACCUCCAACAUCACUUACCAAACUGACAACAACCUCGUCGGGAGAACCAGUCCCAACAUUUCGCUGUUGUAGGAAGAUCGAACUGGACAAAGCGUGCUCUUUCGCUGUAUCAGAGGAAAUCAAAAGCUGCAUUGAUGACGAAAACGGCGUAGCAUACGAUGGUUUGGAAUACGAAGCAGCAGCAAAGGAUUUUUUCGAAUCGGCCGAAGGUGCUUCGGUCAAUCUUGAAGAUGUCCUAUUGUGUUUAUCCGAUUUUACUCACAAACUUUCUUGCCCUCCCAAUGAUUUCGAUAUCAAAACGUUUGUCAAAUUGCACAACAAAUGCAAAGAUCCAUUUUCCAAAGCCAUUAAUUCAGCCGCAAGUUUUGCAAUGGACAACUUGCAAACAUUCAACCUGUUAGCAUGUGUCCUUUGGUGUCGAAUCGCUACAUUAUUCAGCGAUUACCUUACAGAGAAUUUAAAUGAUAUACACAUCACGAAUAAGAACUUUACGUGCGCGACCGGUAAGCUUCACGAGUUGUUCAUGACCAACGAGUACCGAAGUGAUAUAAUCAGUGCGUUUAAUGUUGAGAAAUGGUCGGAUCUUAACGCUGGUCAAAGAAGUCUCACAGCACAGUUACUGUUUCACCUGUACGGAAUGUUUACAGCAGAAGUAGGAAAGCGAGUGCGAAAGCAAGAAGAGCAGGAUCCGAUUUGUUUUAGAGUGGAUGAAAUGGAAUCAGAAGGGAAAGGCAAGAUCAGGUAUAUUGGAGGAUGGGCGGUAAGAAAAUCCCUCGAAAAGAGUUGA